AUGCCAUACUAUUGUCCAUACUGCAAGACAUCGCUUACACACGACUCCUUCAGUGUGAGAAAGUCGCAUCGACAUGGACAAAAGCACGUACGAUUGCGUGAGGAGUACUAUCAACGAGUGAUAGCGGAGCAUCCAGAGAGUGUGACAUUAGAACAGGAACUUGCGUCUGUGAAUCCUCUUGAGAGGAUAUUUGCAGGGAUGCCGGGGUCACAGAAACAAUAUUUUGAGCAGGACACACAAAAGAGGGUGUUGACGGUACCGCCCACAAGUGCAAGUCUGCCUGCACCACCGCCGUAUGUGUACUUCACGUUGGAUGCCGUUGCUGUACCUGAGAAGCGUGUCAAUAUAGAACGGCGAGACGAUGAAGGCCAUGGACACGGGUACGGGUUUGGAAGACGUGGGUACCGAGGCCGUGGAGGAUCACAUGGACAAGGACGAGGCCAUUUACGAGGCCGUGGACGUGGAAGUGGACGUGGAAGUGGAAGUGAUGGUGGACGUGGUGGACGUGGUGGACGUGGUGGACGUGGUGGACGUGGCUAUGGGGGUAGUUAUGGGGGCAGUUACGGAGGUGGAGAGGGGAACGGACGGCCAUACAGUUCCCAUGGCACUGGGUAUAACAAUGGUAAUGCCAAUGCCAAUUAUGGAUACCACAGCCAUAGUCGUAGCUACCACGACCAGGGCCAACGAAGGGGGGACGCAACGUUUGGUAGGUAG
Pichia kudriavzevii is the source of this 714-nucleotide messenger RNA. RefSeq lists its product as uncharacterized. Gene Ontology annotation, cellular component: nucleus; U1 snRNP. The coding region runs from base 1 to 714 and encodes 237 amino acids. NCBI's taxonomy places the organism in Eukaryota, Fungi, Ascomycota, Pichiomycetes, Pichiales, Pichiaceae. Gene Ontology annotation, molecular function: zinc ion binding; pre-mRNA 5'-splice site binding. The transcript has a single exon. The record is from RefSeq and is a predicted model, not a curated record. Gene Ontology annotation, biological process: mRNA 5'-splice site recognition; mRNA splicing, via spliceosome; spliceosomal snRNP assembly.